AGCCAAUCAUAUGAGAAAACGAAUGUCAAAAAAAAGAAUAAUCCGGAAAUAAAUGUUAUACCAGUAAUCUACAUCAGAUCAACGAAACAGCGAGGGAUCAGAUGGUAUUGUUAACACUUUGUAAUGGCUGUUCAUUAUUUCAUGGUAAACCAGUCAGCUGUUUUAGAAUUCACCGAUUUAUUUAAUGGUUAUUAACUUAAAUGAAUUCCACUUGUUUCCUGCAUUCAACAAUGAUUUAAAAACCGCAAACUUCUACCUAACGCUCUGACCUGUCUGUUGCUAAGGAGAUGCCGGGCUCGACGUGAGCCGGCGCGUCGACGCACGUGGGCUCGACAGCUGUGGCUACUGCGAUUGGGCGCUGCUGCUGUCCAUCAAUGGCCGUCCGACGUAUCCGCCUUCCCCACGUCAGAUGCGAUUGGGCGAAGAGCCUGCCCAUCAAAACCUCCCCAUUCUCACCCCCCCUUGUGCGAGCGUCGAUUGGUCGGUGCGCCUGCCCAUCAAAACUACCCGCUCCCCCACCUCCUGGCUGAGAACUGCAACCUGCUGCAUCAGUGUGUCUGGAGUGGAGAGACACAGAGUGGACGGGUAACCACAGUAGCUGAAUUCUGCUGGAUGCAGAUCCUUCGACGAGUUGGGUGAGUUACAUAUGAAUUGCAGGCUGUGGGCACAGGCCAUGAAGGCUCCAUCUCUCAGGACAGACCUGCAGUGUCUCUUCUGCUGUGCCUGAAGAGAAAGGGUCUCAGGGUUCGAAACGGUAACACUCUUCGCAGAUGCUGCCAGGACCUGCCCGAAUUUCUUCUGAGGGUUACCUCUCUUUCUUUUUGCUUCAGAUCUCCCAACAUCCGCAGUUCUUUGUUUUAUUGCACUGCAGUGUGAUUUAAUCAUGACUCCAAAGGUGAAGUCGCCAUAGUGUUACCAGACGAAAGGGCUGAGGACUUAACGGUGGUCCAACCUGAGGGUCUCCGCACCGCGGGCGAUGCGGCAACUUGAGGAGUGUCCUUCAUGGUAACCUCAACCACUCUGGGAAUUCAACCCACGAUGUUGGCACCAAUGCACGAAACAAUAAAAUGCUGGACUCUGUUAAUGUUAUCCCUCCACCUCUCCCCUUAGGUGGUGUGUGACGUUGCUACUUUCAGUUCUUAUUUCAACAUUGGCAGUACUUUUGCAUUCGGAAUUUUUAUGGCAUGGCUCACGUUAAGCAAUAAAACACACAUCGUUUGCCGUUUGCUGUUUGCAGGAAGCUUUUGUGGUUGGUGGCCACUUGGAAAUCUCAAGACAAUGGAGAUUAACUGACUUCGUAAGGUAUUGUCACUGCCACAAUGCUGACAAAGCCAAUGGAGUAUUGAUCAGGAUUAUCUACAUUGAAGGAAAUGUUGGGAGUGGGUGGCACCACAGAUCGUAUUCGUCAUGUUGGGAACUCCAGAGGAAUCUAUCUUUCAGCGUCCGUACUGAGCAACCACUUUGGUGGGAAAUGGACAUCCAGGGAUCUUUGCAGUGGAAAUUCUGUCAAAACUCUGCCAGGUUCACCUAAUCAGAGGUGGCCAUACACACUCCAGCACAGCAGAACCUACAGGGCCCAACCUCAGCCCUAUCAGCUCACACUGCCACAAAUUAACAGUAUCCUGAAAACCAACGAGUACAGCUUCAAGGUGCCAGAGUUUGAUGGCAGGAACAUCAGUUCAGUGCUGGGCUUCGACAGUAAUCAGCUAGCUUCCAAUGUCCCCAUGGAGGACCGGCGCAGUGCGGCCAGCUGCCUGCAGAGCCGGGGGAUGCUGCUGGGGGUGUUCGAUGGGCACGCUGGCUGUGCCUGUGCUCAGGCUGUCAGUGAAAGGUUGUUGUAUUACAUUGCUGUGUCAUUGCUGCCUCGCAAGACCUUAAUUGAGAUAGAAGACGCAGUUGAAAAUGAGCGACCGGUAUUGCCUGUUUUGCACUGGCACAAGCAUCCCAAUGAUUAUGUGAGCAGGGAGGCAGGAAGGCUUUACUUCACCAGUUUAAGGACUUAUUGGCAAGAACAUAUUGACCUAGUGGAUGAAGAAAAUCUGGAUACCAGUGCUGCUUUGAAACGUGCCUUCAAACGUCUAGACAGUGAUAUCUCCCUGGAAGCUCAGAUCGGAGCUGGCAAUCCGUUCACCAAUUACACUGCACUUCGGGUAGCUCUGUCUGGCUCCACAGCUUGUGUCACACACAUCGACGGCACUGACGUGCACGUGGCAAAUGCUGGCGAUAGCCGAGCAGUGCUGGGAGUCCAAAAUCCUGACGGCUCCUGGUCGGCCCUGACACUGAGCGCUGAUCACAAUGCCCAGAACCCUGAGGAGAUUCUGAGGGUCCGGUCAGAGCAUCCCCCAUCAGAGGAGAAGACAGUCGUGAGGCACGACAGGCUGCUGGGCCUCCUGAUGCCUUUCAGGGGGUUCGGAGACGUGAAGUUCAAGUGGAGCUUGGAGCUCCAGAAGCGAGUGUUGGAAAGCCGACCAGAGUUGCUGAUAAGUGACGAGUUCUCCAGAAGCUACCCAGCCAACUACUACACUCCGCCUUACCUCACUGCCGAACCCGAAGUCACUCAUCACAGGCUGCGGCCCCAGGACAAGUUCCUGAUUCUGGCUACUGAUGGCCUGUGGGAUGUCAUGCACAGGCAAAACGUGGUGCAGAUUGUAGGGGAGCACCUCGCCAGUCUGCACUUCCAGCAGCCCAUCUCUGCAGCAGGCUACAAGGUAACAGUGGGACAGAUGCACAGCCUGCUGCAGGAGAGGAAGGCACGCGUGUCCUCCGCUUUCAAAGACCAGAAUGUUGCCACCCACUUGAUCCGCCAUGCACUGGGCAGCAAUGAGUUUGGCAACAUUGAACACAGCCGCCUGUCGAAAAUGCUCAGCUUACCUGAGGAGAUGGCCAGAAUGUACAGGGAUGAUAUAACAGUGGUGGUGGUACAGUUGAAUUCUCACCUCAUUGGGGCGUACAACAGAGCUGAAGCCAGCGUCGACUGAGAGCACAUUCUGCCUGCUACUGUAUUGGAAACUGGAGACUGGUGCUCCAGGGCAACAAAAAUAUUUUCAGUGAUGAUGAUGUAAUGCAAGGAAAGGAAAUGACAUGUUAAAGUUUCACUCUUCACCUCCCUCCUGUCUCCAUCCAACUUCGCCAUUUACCCUGAGCAAAACGUGUUUUAAGUGGCUUAAAGCCCCGGCAUCUUUAAAAUUUUGUUACACACGCCAACCGUUCAACCACCCGCAUCCCUCCAAUUCUGGCCUAUUCUGUUUCCACAGUUUUAACUGCUCUGCCACUGAUGAACCUGGCCUCAGCUACCUGUGCCUGGCUUUCUGGAAUUCCCACCCUAAACCUGUCCAGCUGGUUAGUUCUGUCUUAUCCUUUUGAGACUCCCCUUGAAACCAACACUUUGUCAAACCUUUCUGUCCAUGUUCUAUGAUAUAAGGUCAAAUUUUGUUAGCAAAUUUUCCUGUGAAACACUUUGAAACACUUUUGAGAUGUUUAAGGUACUGUAUAAUUGCAGUUGGUUUUUUUUUGCUUAAUUGGAAAUUAAAUUUCUGGUAUAGCUCCUUUGAUGUGUAGGAAUCCCAAGUUGGUCAUUCUUUUAUUUAGUAAAAUUAAAAUAGUUUUUGUUUGAUUCAUGGGAUGUGGACAUCACUGACAGUGUCAGGAUUUAUUGCCCAUCCAAUUGCCAUAUUUAGUCUGUUCACUUGUGAGACAGAAUGUUGAUUCGUAUUUUCAUUUGAGGGAGUUUAAUAGAAAAACUGUGCAGAAACUGUUCCCAAUAGUUGAUGGACCAGUGACCAGAAGGCUUCAAAUUAAAGUUUUUUAAAAAAAGACUGGCAGUGAAGAUGAAGAAGAGUUUUAUGAUCUGAAAUGCACCUCCUGAAAGAACAGUGAAAGUAGAUUCAAGAGCAAGUUUCAAAAGGGAAGUGGACACAUCCUUAAAAGGAAACAUUUGUUGAGCUGUGGGUAGUGGGACUAUUUCUCUUUCAGAAAGCCAGUUACAGACAUUGUGGUUAAAAUGGUUUCCAUCAGGUCACCCUCAGUGCACUCUUUUUAGAGAAAAGAACUCCAAUCUGUUCAAUAUUUCCUAAUAGGUGUAAUCUUUCCAUUUUACUAUCAUUCCACUAAAUUUAUUUUGCACCUUUCCAAAGUCACCGUAAAAAUUGUACGAUACGGGGACUGGUCAAGUUAGGAAAAUGCCUUCAGGUACACGGGUAUUUCUAUUUGUAGCCAAAAGAGUAGGUUAGAGACUGGGAAUUCUCAAACAUUCUGUCUCCCCAAAGCCUGUCAUCUACGGGAUGUGAGACAGGAGUGAGGGAACACUCCCCAUUUGCCUGGAUGGGUGCAGCUGCAAAAACACUCCAGAAGCUUGCUGCCAUCCAGGACAAAGCAUCCCGUUUAAUCAACCAUCUACAAUGUUUAUUCUCUCUCCUACUAACACAGUGUCAGAAACAGUCAGCUGCUUCACAGCUACAAGAUGGACUGCGGUAACUCACCAAGGCUGAUCCUGCAACACCUUCCAAACCCAUGAUCUUUACUACCCAGAGGAACAAGGGCAACAGAUGCAUGGAAACACCACCACCUGCAAAUUUCUCCACAAACCGCACACUAUCCUGACUUGGAGUUAUACUGCCAUUCCUUCACAUUUGCUGGGUCAAAAUCCUAGAACGCAGAAUCCAUACAGUGCAGAAAGAGGCCAUUCAUCCCACUGAGUCUGUAUCAAUCCUCCAAAGAGUAUUCCUGUAACCCAGCAUUUACCAUGGCUAAUCCUCUUAGCCUAUGCAUCCCUGGACACUACAGGGAAAUUUAACAUGGUCCACCUAAACUACAUAUCUUUGGACUGUAGGAGGAAAGACAUGGAAGAACAUGUUAAGUUCCACUCAGUCACCCAGGGCUGGAAUUGAAUCCAGGUCUCUGGCGCUGUGGAGACGCAGUGCUAACCACUGUGCCAUCAUGCAACCCACCCUCCCUAAUAACAUUGUGAGUGACCCUACAUUAAAUGGACUUCAGCAACACAAAGUGGUGGCUCACUACAUUCUCAAGGGCAUUUAGGGAUGGGCAUUUAAUGUUGUUCUAGCCAGCAAUGACCACAUCCUGUUCACAACGUGCUGCGAUCAAUACAGAAAACACUUGGCAGUUCUUGACAUUUUAGACUAGUGGUUGGACCUGGAAAGACUUAGAAAUUCAACCACUUAUAAACUAGUUUGGAAUGAUGGGUGUGUUUGCAGCUGGUGGGGCAAAAGCAUUAAGAACAUACAGCAGAAGUGAUUAAAGGACAAAAUAGAUAGUGGGGAAAGACAAAAUGGAAUUGUAUUGGGGAAAGAAAAGAAGCAAAAAAUGUGCACACAGGAGAUGACAAUGGCAGCCAGAGAACCAGGACCAGCAAGUGCUAUCUGAAGAGAAUUUCCCGAUAAGAAAGCAAGAUGCUGUCAUGUAAUUGUAGAUUGUUUCAAACAAUGAAGCAUUUAAUAUUAUGUACUUGGUUUUGUAGCUUAUAAAAAAUUGAAAUUGUUAAAGUACA
This is a messenger RNA of Stegostoma tigrinum, 5503 nucleotides long. RefSeq lists its product as uncharacterized. Lineage: Eukaryota; Metazoa; Chordata; Chondrichthyes; Orectolobiformes; Stegostomatidae. Gene Ontology annotation, molecular function: protein serine/threonine phosphatase activity; cation binding. The transcript is spliced from 2 exons. Bases 1371 to 2978 code for a protein of 535 amino acids. The record is from RefSeq and is a predicted model, not a curated record. Gene Ontology annotation, biological process: protein dephosphorylation.